AGCAAACUCGAUCCUGGCCAGCUGAAUGCCCCAUCCUUGCGACUGGAACUCUUGGCACUUUCGGGUCGACUCGGAUCCUUUCGUCCUUCCACGGCAUUCGUGUGUGGCCUCCGGACUCGUGGCCGCCUGCCAGGAACCCCAAAACGUUUUCGGGCGCUGUGCUGACAACAUCCUCGCAGGACCAACGAGCGGAUGGUGCGUCCAAAAAUCCUCCUGCUCUGUACAGCCAUCCUCUGAGCCUUAACAGCCGUGGAGCGAAGUCUUCGAAAAUGUAAACAAAAGCGACGCAGGCGCAGCAGUCACAACUCUCUCUCCCUCUCGUUCCUCAGGAAGUUCUUGGAAGUGAAAGCCGAGCUUCCAGGACCUCGCAUCCUGUUCGUCGCUCGGUGCUCGGUGCUCGGCUUUGGGCCCUCGGCAGUCGACUGUCGGCUGUCGGCUGUCGGUUUUCCAGGCAUCCACAUCCUGGCCAGGCUCAGAGGCAGAACCAGAACCGUAAUCAGAACUAGUAUCAGAAUCGGGCUCGGCCAGCCAGCGCUCACAACGGCAGCGGAGUGCGCAGCGUGAUGUAGUCCAGCUCCGGCUGCAGACCGAUAUCGAUAUCGAGAGCCAGCUCCAGAUUUCGCAGCGGCCACUCAGGGAAACUUUUCCACACUCGAGCACGCACACAGGAACACGAGACGGCGAGUCGGAAAAGCGGAAAAGCCUCAGACAAAUGGCCAGGAAUACUAGCAGCGGCAAAAGCAGCAAGCGCAGCAGCAGCAACACCAGUGGCAAAAAACCGACGGAGCCGUGAAAGGAAGCAGAAAAAAAAGAAGAAAAUUAAGGAAAAACCCGAAAGAGGAGGCGUGAAAAAUACCACAAGAGGCGGGGGUGUGUGUAUGUGUGUGUUUGUGUGUGUGUGUGAAAAUCUAGGGGAAAUGGAAAUGCCGAGGCUUCUGUUAGCCACGCCAGCAGCGGAAGUAGCAGCAACACCAGCGGAAACAGCAGCAGCAACCUGAAUCCGCGCGCCCGCUCCCAAAAAGAAAUUUCUACGCUUUCUCCGUUCCGUGUUAAUUGUUAUUAAUGUAUAGUGUAUAUAUAAAGUUGUGUGAUACAAAUGGAUCGCGAAGAUCUGACAGCAAGCGAGAAACUCUAACCUAAACUCAGUCUAAAUCAAAAGCGUACAACGAUAACAAACGGUUUUGCAAGUGAAACGAUAACACCAAGCCAACCAAACCAAACCAAACCAAACGAAACCAAAGCAAACAAAAUAAAAGAAAAGAUAACCAAAAACCAAAACAACCAAAAUAAACAACAUUAAUCCAACGGGUCCAAUGUUGCAGCCAACAACAUGCAGCAAACAGCAACAGCAGAGGCAGCAACCAGCAAUCGCAACAGCAGCAGCGGGAGGAGCAGCUAAAGAUCAUGGAGCCUUAGCAGCAGCAACUGCAGCAACAGCAGCAGCAACUGCAACAGCAGCAGCAGCAGCAACAACAAGAAGCCGCAACAGCAACAACCACACUUGGUGCCACAGCGACAACAUGUUGCCAGUAGGUUGCACCAGCAGCACAACGAUAGACUUCAAUAGUCGCCGGCGAAGGGGGCGCCUACGAUUCAAUGGCCACGCCCCCUUUUCCCAGGCGGAGAACAACAACAACAAGCAACACCAAGCUACGAUACUGGACGAGUGUGUAAAUAUUUUCAAGCGCUUAGUAUUAUUAACAUUAAAAACAAUAUCAGCAACAACAACAACAACAACAAUAACGAAAGCAAAGACAAGAAGCAGAACGACGGCGGUGGUGCAACCAGCAACACCUGCAAUGCCCGCCGCUGCAACUGCAACUGCAACAGCAACAUCUCGUGGUGCCUCAGUGGAGCUGCAGCAGCUCCAGCCAAGCAGAAAUCGCUGCAGGAAUCGCUGCCUUCGCCUGCCGAUCUACAGCAUCCUGCUGAUCUGCUUGACCACCCAGGGAUUGGGAUUCGGAGAUGCCGCCAAGCCAAAGUCGGCGAAGCAACACUUCGGCGGCAGCAGCAGCAACAGCAACAACAACAGUCCGAAUCAGAACCAAAACCACAACGAUGUGUUGGGCGGAGUGGGUGCCCCAUCGCAAACAUCCGGCGAGGAUGAGGCGGAGAUUAUGUACCCCUUCCAGUCCGGGGAGCAGAUGUUCGGCUUGGAGGAGGACCAGGAUCCCGACCAAGAGCUCAACGCCAAUGCAGUUCCCGGCUCCGACGAGGAUAAUGCGGCCAAUCAACGAGGUAUCAAUGACACGCACAACGAUAACUCGACCUCCACGAAAACGCCACUAUUCCCGAAAGACCUAUUCACGAAAGAACAGCUUGAGAACGGCGCUGUCAUCCUGCACAUCAUAGGUGUGAUAUAUAUGUUUGUGGCGCUGGCCAUUGUCUGCGAUGAAUUCUUCGUGCCUUCCCUUGACGUAAUCAUUGAAAAGCUCGGCAUCACGGACGAUGUGGCCGGCGCGACUUUUAUGGCGGCGGGUGGCAGUGCCCCCGAGCUCUUCACCAGCGUGAUCGGCGUUUUCGUGUCGUUCGACGACGUGGGCAUUGGUACGAUCGUUGGCUCCGCAGUGUUCAACAUCCUGUUCGUAAUUGGGAUGUGUGCCCUCUUCUCGAAGACGGUGUUGUCGCUCACCUGGUGGCCUUUGUUCCGCGACUGUUCGUUCUACAGCAUCAGCCUGCUGGUGCUGAUCUACUUCUUCCGGGACAACCGCAUCUUCUGGUGGGAGGCCCUCAUCCUGUUCACCAUCUACAUCGCCUACGUGGCCUUCAUGAAGUGGAACGUCCAGGUGGAGACCUGCGUCAAGAAGAUGAUUACCAAAAACAAGGUGACUCGCGUCAGAAGUACAGAUCAACUUAUGCCAGCAGGUAAUGCGGCGAACUCCUCGGAAACAUCGAUGGCCACCCAGCCGGGCGGAUCCGUGACCUCGAGGGCGGCCAGCGAAACCCGAUCGGGUCCGCCCGGAUCGAGCAACGCAGGUGCCACAGGUAAUAGCAGCGGCGGGGGCGGCACAUCGGGUAGUACUCAGACCGGUGCCAAGUUCCGCCACGGCCUGUUACAGCUAAUGAUACACACGAUAGAUCCACUACACGAUGAUGAUGUUCCAGGCAAAGUGGACGAGAAGGCGACGCAGCUGCACGCGAUUGCCUCGCUGAAGGUCCUGCUGGAUGCCACCAAGCCGCAGCGCGGUGGUGCCACCACCUCGGCGGCCAACCACGUCAAGAUCAACCUCAAGGAGACCACGCUCGCCGAUCGUCCCAAUGGGAACAUCGACACCACCCUCGACUCGCCAUCGUUGAGUGGUCGACGUCCUAGCUGGAUUGAGCAGAGGGUCAAAAUUCAGACACGCAAAUUUAGCAUCAAAGCGCCUGAAAUCGAGGACGAACCGGAACCCCUCAGCAUGGCCUGGCCGGAUACGGCGCGGAAGAGGCUCACCUACGUCCUGGUGGCCCCGCUCCUGGUGCCCAUGUGGCUCACACUGCCCGACACGCGGACGCCCCGCGGCAAGCGCUUCUUUCCGGUCACCUUCAUCGGCUCCAUCGUCUGGAUCGCCGCCUUCUCCUACCUGAUGGUCUGGUGGGCCAACGUGGCCGGCGACACGGCGCGCAUUCCGCCCGAGGUCAUGGGUCUGACCUUCCUGGCGGCGGGCACAUCCAUUCCGGACUUGAUUACCUCGGUGAUUGUGGCACGCAAGGGAUUCGGCGACAUGGCCGUGUCCAGUUCGGUGGGCAGCAACAUAUUCGACGUGACGGUGGGCCUACCGAUCCCUUGGCUGCUGUACGGAAUCAUCUAUGGGGCACCCGUCGAGGUGAACUCGGUGGGCAUGGUUUGCUCCAUAACCAUCCUGUUUAUGAUGCUGGUGUUCGUGGUGAUGUCGAUCGCCUGCUUCCGCUGGCGCAUGAACAAGGGGUUGGGCUUCACCAUGUUCCUGUUGUAUUUUGUCUUUGUCGCCGUCUCGCUGAUGUUCGAAUACGACCUUAUCACUUGCCCGUUUUAAAGCGUUUGGAGCAAGGACAAAGACAAAAGCAGACAGCAGUUACCGAAUUACCAAGCCAUCGAACUACAAGGACCUUCCGUUCAAAAAGGAUGUCCACAUGCCGCCGAGGACGAGACAAGGAUCCUCCGCCCGUCUCUCUCACAACCAAUUAGCUAAAUUAUAUACAAGCAAAUUAAUGAAUGAUUAACAAAUUAAUUAACAAUGGACUAAAGCUAAAUAAUCGAAUUGUUAAACAAACAAACACACCGCCACACACACAACCACGAACAUUAACUCACAGAUAUACACACCAGCAUGAACACACACACACAAACACGAAUAACGAAAUCGAAAACUUAACGUUAACAAAAAUGCGAGUUAGUUAGUGCCAGCGUUUCUUUUUCGAAAGACAUUUACUUUAAAGUGUUUAGCGCGCAGCUUUUUAACGCAACGCAGCCCCCAAUCCAAUAAGUCCCUAACUCUACGAAUCUUUGCUCCCAACUAUCGUAUCUAUCCUACGACCUACUUACCUUACCAAAAACUAGCGAGAAGGAGACACGAAAAUGGCUUCCCAACCACUUACUAACUAUCUACCUAACGUUUGGGUUUUAACUACAAGCAUAAGCAAAAACAACCAGCAAACAAAAAGUAUGUAUCUACGAAAUAUAUAUGAUUAUCUCUCGGCACAAGGCACCCUAUAUACGGUACGAUACGAUACGAUACGAUACGAUACGAUACGAUACGAUAUGAUACGGUACGAUAAAGGAAAGCAGCCUCCAGCAGUUUUUUUGUUGAGCUCUUUCAGUUCAGUCGAUCGAUCGAUCGAUCGAUCGAUUAAUCGAUCAAUCGAGCAGAAGCCUUUCAUUUGCGUGCUCUACUAAGAUUUCUCCUAAAAGCUUUAUCCAGAGCCUAUCUAAAACUCUAUCUAGUUUACGACUUAUAUACAUAAUACUUAUAUACCCACUCACACGCACACACUUACAUGGCAUAUUAUAUAUUGACCUGUAUUGAUUAAGUGAUAAUUUGCGUACUUAUUGAACAAGCAAGCGAACAAAUCGAAACAAACUCUCAAAGUAAGCUACAAUUAUACUCGAAUUCAAACGCUAAAGCGAAGCGAAUGUAGGGCAUUCUUAAAAGACAUUUUGCUAAUAAGCAUUUGCCAUACAUCCAGACCAGAGCAUUAUGAUUAUCGAUUUCAGUCCGAUGCUAAUUCUAAUUCUAAUUCUAAUUCUAGUUAUGAUUAUGAUUAUAGUUCUGAUCCCGUUUCUAGUCCUAAUUCUAAUUCUGAUUCGUGUUGGCGAGGAGCAGAGUUUAAAUUUAACUUUAAAUUGAAGCCAUAUUUAUUAUAGACUACUUCGAAUCCAAAACCAAAAACUAAGCCUACAAAAACCACAAAAAAAAAAAAAAAAAACUAAUUUCAUAUACUUUUUGCUUAAUGAAGUCCCCCAAGUACAUAUAUAUGAGCAUAUUAACGUAUUUAUAUAUAAACGACAUAUAAGACGAUAUUUAACGAAAUAUGAAACAAAAUCAACUUGCUCUCUUUAUUUAGAAGGUACGUAACAUUUUUUCUAAACUAAAACCCUAAACUCGUAAAACCAAGUGGCCGCAAAACCGAUGAAAUGCAAAUGGAAAAGAAACCCAAAUAAUUUAACAUUAAACGCAUACAUAUAUACACCUUAAUAUAAACAUACAUAUAUAUAUAUAUAUAUAUUUUAUAUAUACCAGAAGAUAACUUACUAUAUAUAUAUGCAACUAUACUUAAGUAGGCAAUGUAUCUAACGGAUAUCCAGACGUUUGCAUAUGGCUCGCAGUCAAGUUAAGGAAGCGACAGAACAACACACAGAUACAGAUACAGAUACAAAAACGGAAACAGAAACAGAUACAGAUACUAAUACGAACACACACGCAAGUACACUCAGAACAGAAAGCAAUAAUUUUUAUUACCAGUGAAUUAGAGGAGACAGCAAUGGCAUCGCACUAUUUGCAUACUCCUAAACGUACGACAUGCGAAUCUCACUGCAAAACUGUGAGAAUCGAGACCCAAGCGCAUCGGAAAUAAUUAUAAACGCAUUCGAAUUCGCAGAAUAUAUAUACUGUAUCAACUGAACAAUGCGAUUGUGCAGACGCAGAAGCAGAAUUAACGUAACUAAGUGGCUGCUCUUACACCCCAUGGGUGCAGUGCAUUCGAUUGCACACAGACAUAAUUAUAUAUAAAUAAAUAAUAAUAAUAAUAACAAUAAUAUAUGCAUGUAGGAUACGGACAAGUCAGAGGUCGCAAGCAGCAGAACAGGAGCAGGAUUGUCAGGGAACGAGGUGGAGACAUUGUAUAAAACUCGAUAGAGGCUUACUUCAGGUCAUACCCUCUCCACACAAAGGACACCACAUCCACUCAUUUGCCCAAGAGAAGUCCUUGCAGAAAUCCAGCAGAGAGUUGGCUGAGAAAUUCUUUAACAUUCUUCCAAAAAAUUCCAAAUGAUUCCAUCAAAAAUUUUCCUAAAAAAAAAAUUAAAAUGUGUUUAGCCCAAAGCAAUCCCAAGAAUAAAUUAUCCAAUUCUUUUUAUCUUACUUAUAUUAACUAUAUCCUCAAUAUUUACCUUAUCUAAAUCUCUUUUCAUAAUGCUUUUAAUCUUUACAAAUUGAAAAAACCUAUUUGCUUUUUUUUUUAACCAGAUCUCCAAUUUUAUCUAAUCAAGAAUUAAUAUUACCUUAGAUUAGGGUAUGGAACUGGAAAUAUAAAUCUUCUUGAUUUUUUAAAUUAGAUUUUCCUAUCUAAUAUUUCCUUUCUUGUUUUAGGAUUAAUUUGUAUUUUUUAUGAUAGAUCUCUAUACUUCUUAUACAAUUUCUUAAACUUUCUAAUCCUUCUACAAGUUUCAUCUCAGCCACUCGAAGCGUUUCUCAUCAAAGCUCUCAAGUCCAAAAUUGUCGACUUCAGUCCUUCUAUCUUGAUAAGUACGACCUUAAAUCGUAUAUAUCCCAACUAGCAAGCUCACUUCUCACGAGUAGAUUGCCUCGGUCGCCAGGCUUUAACAGAGACAACUUCCAAGAACAAACAACAAAUAAACUUAAACUUUUAUACAUGCUGUAUGUUAAACUAACGACAACAAACGAUACAUAAACAAACUAAGUCGAAUAGAAAAACCUAAAAAAAUAUCUUCCAAAUUAACUUUAAAACCAAGUCAUAUUUAUUAUAUAAAAACAAAAUACUUGAGAACGAAACACUCACACUUAACUACAUCUUAUUAGAACCUAACAAGAAAAUGGAAAAGCACACCCAGCAAUUACUUGUACUGAAGAUUUCCCUUACUCACUCACACACCCACUCACAUCUAAGCUAUCACACACGCAUUCAAACAUAUCGCCCCACUUUUCUGACCAAAAAGGUACAAAAACCAAUUUCCCGAGAGAAAACACCAACCGAAUUGAUAAAUUGUUAACGAACCUAGGAGUUUUACUUUGUGAUCGAAACGAUUGUUCCAAGGAACUUCUCUCACUCCCGCUUAUCUCACAGUGAAUGGUUAAUCAAAAAUUAAAGGAUAUGCAAUAAAGAAAGCUUUCAUUAAGCAAAUAACCAAAAUCCUAAAUCCUAAAUUCCCAUCCAUUAAUAAUCAUCAUCCUAUAACGCACACAUACCACACAAAAUUGUCGAGUGGCGUAGAAGUCUCGCUUUAAAGCAACGUAAAUAAGAGGAAAUAUAUACAAGAAAUAUAUAUAUACAGAUAUAUAUAUAUAUGAAAUUGUUAUGGUUAUAGAUUUUUAACAAGUUGAAUAAUUGCGUAAAAGUAAAAGUGAAACAAAAACACAAAAAAAUUGUUGAAACAUUAGCAAAAGCGUUCAUAAAACAUAAACGAAGCGUAAGAAGGGAAAGUAAUAAUAAUAACGAUAAAACGAAACAGAACAAACCAAAUCGAAUCGAAAGAUAUAGUAAUGCUAUAUAUACUUUAUGAAAUAUUUAACUAUGAAAAUAAAAAUCAUUGUUUGAAAUUAAAGUGAAAAAAGUAAACUUAUAAAAAAAAAACCAAAAAAAAAAAAAAAAAAAAAAAAGAAACCAAAAUUUGUGUUUGCUAAUUUUGUGUCCUCGACCAAAUUUUUGAGUUUGCAGAAAAAUCCAACCGUAAGUAUACCCAAUUGAUUAUUGUGUUUUAAACGUAAUUGGCAUGAUUAGCAAUUCGAAUUUCGAUGUUUUCAAAUAAAAUUAGCAAACACAAGCACAGACCAUUCGAAAGCAUUUCUAGAGAUCUGGCCGAACUAAUCACGCUCUUAAGUCAAUCACCUAUAACAAUCGUCUUGAUCAAGAAAUACCGAUAUACCACAUAACUAACUAACGUCUACGAUAAACAAAAAACGAUAAACGAUAAACGAACGAGCACAUAAUCAUUGAUUUCAGCUUUAAAUAAUCUACGAACUAGACCUUAACCUAAGCGUAUAUGGAACACACGGAUAUUUAUUAACUUUUAUAAACCAGUAUAUGUAUGUACCAUAUAGCGUGUCUGUGCGAUCCGCGUGUGGAUUACUUUUUUAAUACUUACCGAUUAAUACGAUUACGAAUACAAAUAGAACACGUGAAGUGCAAUGUAUGCAAUACUUAUAUUCAAUUAUACAAUAUUUAGAGACCGUUUCAAGUUGCGUCCGUUGUUUAGACAGAGAAACACAGCAAAACAAUAAAUUGUCAGUCAGUUGCCAGCGGCUUUGAUUUGUUUUCUAUUUUUUAAUUCCGAUGCGAGGCAUCCAAACGAAUACGAAGCAAAUAUGAUAUAUGAAUCCAGUAAAAAGUAAUAGUUAACAUAUUGGUAGACUAAUUUAAAGAUUUUAUAGUGUUUUCAAAUUUAUAAGUAUAUAAGCCGGAUGCGUUUAUUAUUUGUAAUGCCAGCGAUCAGCCGAUAUAGCGCGAAUAAAAACAUAUAGCCGUCGUGUGUAAUACAGUUAUCAUUACCCACCAAAAGACAUUUUGCGUUGUUGAGUUUCGAUCGUUGUAAUUUUGAAUUUUACCUUACGAAUGUGUAUUUUUUCGAAAAAAAAAAAACACAAGCGGACCGAUCGAUAUAGUGGCAUGUAAUUAGUGCAGACGGGUGUGUAAUUUUAAUAGCGAACAAUGAGAGUAUUAUAAUAACAGACAUUAAUUUUAACAACUGAUACGCUUCUAGCACAUAAGAUUGUACAAAUGAUUUAUAUAUGAAUAAUACGAUUAACCAUGAAAGGAAAGCAGAGCAAAAGAGCUAAAGUCGGUUCAGAUAUUCAGUUGAUCCCGUCUAAAAAUAAACCCUUAGUCAUCGAAGAAGUAGGUGACCCCCCAUCCCCAUCCCCAAGAUUCCAGAUUCCAAUCCUAUGCUGAACUCACAGUAUCUUUGUGAGAGGCCAGAGCGCUCGGAUGAUGAAUACAUAUGGUGUAAUACAGCGAGUUAUUUACUUUAUACAAGUACGUCUAGUUAACGACAUUUAGAUUUUAUACAAAACACACCCAGACACACGCAUUCAUUAGAUUACCAGGCCCCGAAAACCGAACCAAACUCCCCAGCAAACUCAUUAGUUAACAGAGAUCAUCAAAAAAAAACAAACCGAGCGAGGAGUAAAAGCAAAUCAAAUAUAUAGUCAAUUUCUAACGAUACAUGCAAACAUAUAUGGCUGGCACUCAAGAUAUAUAUAUAAAACAAAAGUAUAUGAAGUUAUAUAAAGCAUUUUAAGGAUCGUAAACUGGUAAACUGGAAUAAACUGGCGCAGAAAUAGAGCGGGUUGGAAACCACACUUAUGUAAAUCAAAACGAAGCUAUAGCGAAUAAACCGAAAUGUUAACUAGUUAUUUAGGUGAAAUAUACAACAAACCACACUCAGAUGCAGAUGCUGAGCCAGAUGCAAGUGCAGAUACAGAUACAUUUACAUCGAACCGUUAACAAGGCUUUGAAAGCUCAGAAGAAUUACUCAAGCAGACACUCGAAACACGACACAAGGACACGAAUGUUCACAAUGAGCAGAGUUGUAGUUGAAGAGCCGCAGCAAACGAACGAGGGCCGUUAAUAAACUUUUGUUAUCAACCAGGAAAACAAAAUGGAAAUGCGACUGCAGUAAGCUAGUUGCGAAAACAAAAACGAAGUUAAUGUUCAAACUAACUAAUAUAUAACGAAUAUUAUAUAAUACAACAAACUUAGACUGUAUGUUAUUUUCUCAAUACAAUACCUAUAAAAAACAAUAAAAACAGAUUCAAUAAAAUGAGUUAUCCAAUGGCAAAA
Molecule: messenger RNA, 10194 nt
Organism: Drosophila ficusphila
Lineage: Eukaryota; Metazoa; Arthropoda; Insecta; Diptera; Drosophilidae
Product: sodium/potassium/calcium exchanger Nckx30C
Exons: 9
Coding region: 1314-3995 (893 amino acids)
Biological process (GO): calcium ion transmembrane transport; intracellular calcium ion homeostasis
Cellular component (GO): membrane
Molecular function (GO): calcium, potassium:sodium antiporter activity; calcium channel activity
Source: RefSeq, a predicted model, not a curated record